Messenger RNA from Trichoderma asperellum CBS 433.97, 3196 nucleotides. RefSeq lists its product as uncharacterized. The record is from RefSeq and is a predicted model, not a curated record. Lineage: Eukaryota; Fungi; Ascomycota; Sordariomycetes; Hypocreales; Hypocreaceae. Gene Ontology annotation, cellular component: NatB complex; cytoplasm. Gene Ontology annotation, biological process: N-terminal peptidyl-methionine acetylation.
GCGGUUUGCUGCCCUGAAGCCUGACAGCGAUCAAGAACGUGUGGUCGGGAAGUAUCAGCACCACGCUCCUCAUGAAUCGCCAGAGACCUCGCCUGAAGAAUGGGGUUGACCUCCAGCUUCAGUCGGCCUUUCAUGACGGCAACUGGCCUGUCGUGAUCCGCCUUGCCGAGAAGCGAGCCAAGAUCUCCAAUGAUCAGUACUAUGAGUUUCUCCAGGUCUGUGCCGAGAGCCAGCUUGAUGAUCCCAACGCCAAAUUCGCUGCGGUUGCUGCUGUCUGGAAGCAUGUCAAGGACGGCAGCACUAUCAAGGAUGUAGAGGCAAUUGAGCUGAUGGAGUGGGCCACCACAAACUUGAUCGAUGCAGAUGAUUUUUCCGAGACUCUGGGGCCGUUGAGAGUGCGCGCCGUCAAGGCUGCCCCGAAAGACAAGUUUGCCGCCACACGCUGUCUGGAAUCGUGCUUGCUUCACUGGGAUUUGGCCAGCGCCCAACAGAUUGCGGCCAUCAUCGAUCGCUCGUUCCCGCAGGAAAGGGAUUGGCUAUUCUGGAAUAUAGUCAUCACACAUCUUCUUUCUAAAAGUCCAUUGAUCUCGCCCGACAAAAGGAAGCUCUACGGUACCUUAGCUCAAAAGCAGAUCGAGAGAGCUGCUCAAGCCACAGAACAGGCUGAAGCAGACUCAAAUGAGGCAUCUACAAAGGCCCCUUCUAGGCGUGUGAAGACGGAAGAAGAAGUCCUUUUGCUCUAUGACAUUGUUGAGACACACGGCACUCCUGAAGACUUUCGCAAACUUAUUUCUAGCCCUAUUUUCUCUCCUGUUGCGCAGUUUCGCCAAGGUCGAAAAGAGGUGGUGAUGCGCUCCAUUGCCAAAUUUAGUCGAGAUGGUGACUGGCCGACUGUAUUCAACCUUUGCAACGACUGUCUUUCCGACUGCGAUGCCGACGGACAAUCGACUCUACUUGCAUCAGAUAUUGCCAUGUGGCGGCAUCUGAUUACUGCGGCCAGCCAUAUGAAGGACACACAUCCAGACUCUGCAAACGUUAUCCAAAAACUGCUUUCAAAACUUCUGUCGUCUAGCCACAUGAGACCUAUGUACAGACGAAAUAUCUUACUAGCAAGAGUUUUGGCAGUAUUCAGCCUUGGUCCAAGUGACGAACCCGAUUUAGCAGAUGCCCAGCCUUCUUCAUUACGACUUCAAGAGCUGAUCCACUACAUUGAUGAUCAGCAUACUAGCCCAGCAUGCUUUAGUGACGUGAAGACUCUGAUGGAAAGCCUUGAUGCUGCCGGAUUGAAGUAUCUAGCAUACGAUCAUUUGCCUAAGUUGGCAGGAGGUGACUCAAGCGACUUCAGGGCGGCCACCACGCGAUUGCUGGCUCUUAAGGCACAGUAUCUAUUAUUAACGCACCGAAAGACCAAGUCUCGGGACCAAAAUCAACAGCUCAACUGCACGGUUUGUGAAUCUACAGUGGAGGCAGCGUUGUGUCAUACUUGCCUGUCUCAACUAUCACAAGCAGGUGUAACCUUUUACACUUCGGUCAUAAAGUCUGAGGGUGACAAAACCAAGAUCAACGCCGAGAUCAUGCCAGAACUUGCAAUAUUGAUUGCAUUUUGCGGCCUAAACUUGGCUUUCAGUGAGCACCAAGCUGGGCAGCUUCUAAAACCACAGGCAACGCGCCAACUCAUUCGUGCCCUCCUCUUACUCGACGACCAUCUCGCCCAGAACUCAGGCCAUAGUCAGCUAUCUCUUGUUCUAACACAGCUACACAUACGCCUUGGUUCAGGCUCUAGGGCCAGCGAUAUCUGGGACGUCAUCGGCGUCAAGCGCACCAUAAUCGACUCUCUCGGCCCCAUCUUCUACGAUCGCCUAUCGACAAUUUCCCCUGCUUUAUUGUCAACUUACGACAGCUGGGGCAGCCAUCUGAUGGAUCUUUUGCAGUCGCACUACGUAAAUUCCUUGAAGCUAAAGAUGCAUCAGCGCUUGAUAGACGCUUUUGAAUCAGGAAGCUACAGCAGCGUGGUGGAAAUCCCACGAUACAUCGAGCGCCUUCGAUCGAGCUGUACGAGGGCAAUGAGUCUUGCAGAAGCGCGAAGAAUCGAAAGAUUCCUAGGACAAACUUCACGCGAACUGGAAUCAGAUCCGCGAUUUAAUGAGGUUAACGAUGAUACGCAUCUCACCCAGACAAUCGAUUACGGAUCAUUUCCGUCCUGGAACAGCAGCACAGUCCAGCCGAUGCACCUCAAGCUUCGGCUUGGACCAGCCCCGUCGAACCGCCGAUGCCAUCUAUCCAUGUUAGCCGAAGCGUUCCACGAGCUACUGACUUAUAAAUCCCCAGCUAGCUACAAAGCUUCAGCGGGGAGCUCGGAAUAUGAUCAUAUUUUCAUUACAGAAACAUUGGGCCGCCUGAGUAACUCUUUCCCAAGGUUCCUGGCCGGCCCUGAUGAUGAAAUGACCCCGCCGGAGCUCUUCUAUUUUGAAACUAUUAGCCUGCUUUGCACUCUAAUGUCUCUGUGCAUCGAUUUUGAUCGAUCUUCCGAUAUUUCCGAUGCGUUAUAUCAAAUAACAGAGGCCUUGGGUCUAAGUCUUGAAAACCAACGAAGCCAGAUUUUACACAGCGAGAAGUCUUCCAUUGAGCGUACAGUUACAAUGCUUGGGUCGAUGCACAACAUUGCCAUGCUUCGAGAUACAACCGCAGCAAUCAAACUGGCUGCUCAAUGGAUCUUGAACCAUAAUGAGAAAGAAAAAGCACGGGAUAGAUCAGGAAAGACCAGCCUUCCCAAAGAAUUGGCGUCUAAGAUUAAAGAUCUACAAACGGCAGCAGAAAAGAGCAUUAAGGAGGGCCAGGGGUGGAUAUCAGAACUCAAGACGGAGGUCAUGUCGAGAGACUUUGAGCCUAAGCUCAAAAGAUGGGUAUUAGAAGACGAGGACGCAAUCAAGAGUAUCCUCACUAUGGACUCGCUGCCUGGGCUGAUUGAUAGCUGGCAGUUGAACGUCAAGGGUUGGCUGCAGGUCAAAUGGGCAUAGAUGUACCUUUAGGCGGGGUAGAGUAGAUAGAUGAUGAUGCUACGGGAUAUGAUGCAUCUAUAACGGGUCAGUACAUACAUACAUACCUGCGAGUAAGAGUUUCAUAAAGCUUUCUAGAACGAACCAGGCUUUACAAGCGCUGUCGCGUCUGUCAAUGAAUAGAGGCCUGCUAAUGUCUG